This is a messenger RNA of Boeremia exigua, 2300 nucleotides long. RefSeq lists its product as uncharacterized. NCBI's taxonomy places the organism in Eukaryota, Fungi, Ascomycota, Dothideomycetes, Pleosporales, Didymellaceae. Bases 171 to 2300 code for a protein of 709 amino acids. The transcript is spliced from 2 exons. The record is from RefSeq and is a predicted model, not a curated record.
CUAUCGUCUCAGCCUUGCGAUAUGUUUGGCUAUCUGACGGACCCCGCAGGUGCUCUGCAGCUUACCCAGCUCAGGCAUCCUGCAUGGCGAAAGACAAGGCACCUCGUCAUCCGUCACUUACGAGAGAUCCCAGUUCCAUGCGUUCCAACGAUCAUUCCUAGUUCGUUACGAUGCAGGAGUCUGAGCAUUUGCUCUCCCAGGCAGGACCAACGUCAGGUGGCACAGACAGCGACAUCAUCAGCGUUCUCGAACAGGCUGUCCAGCCUACAGACUCGACGCAGACCAGCACCAGCGUUCAGAGGCCGCGGGAUCUGAGUAAUGCGUCUGCGAACUUGAUACACAAAGACAACGAAACCGAGUGCAGCACAACGCCGUUGCUACAUACGUCUUCUUUGUCAAUAUCGCCGCGCACUUCAUACACUCGCAUCGGGAUUUGGUGGUGGGAGUCGACCUGUUGCUCCAUAGUACUGCUCGCCUUCGUCGCUUUAGUCAGCACACUCAAGGCUUACGAUGGCCAUGCUAUCCCGGACUUCCCAAGUGGCAUGACAUUCAACACUGUCAUCUCAAUUUACGCCGUCAUCAUUAAAUCUGCCGGUGGUCUGGUGGCAGCGGAAGCAUUGAGCCACUUGAAGUGGACAUGGGCCGUUAAAGACUUUAAGUCAUUGUCUGAUAUAGUCGUACACGAUGAUGCCUCAAGAGGACCUUUGGGAGCUCUUCAAUUGCUCUUCCACUUUCGAUGGAAGAAUCCACGUUCUUCACUCGGAGCUGCUGUCAUACUCAUGCUACUGGCUUUGGAUCCCUUCACGCAACAGAUUGUCCGGCAGAUCUCUUGUGUGAAGAAUGUAGAUGGACUUGAGGCAUCCAUAUCUCGAACUCGAUUCAUUGAUGCAGGCAGAAGCCAGUCCCGCAAUCGAUCCACCAGUAUUGAUCAUGGCUACAAAGGUUCCAUCUACAAAGUUUUGUUAGGAGGUUCCCUCGAGCAGGAUCUCUUCAGCUGUUCAACUGGAAAUUGCACCUUCGAAGAAUUCUCAACGCUGGCAUGGACAAGUUCUUGUUCAGAUAUCUCCGACAAACUUAUUGAAUCAGAAAUCCCUCUGAUUGGGAGUUUCAACCAGUCUCUUUACUACCCAAAACUACCCACGUCCAAUAACGUGACACUUCCAAUCUGCGAGAAGUGGGGCGGAUCUAACGUAACAUUACAGCGCUCUCUGACACACACAGGAGUCUUUGCCGCAGAAGCGUGCCAUUUGGGUUUAAGUUGGAUCAGUUGGACCGAUCAACCCAGAGGGUAUCACUGCUCUUUGCAUCCAUGUAUCAGAAACAUCAGGGCGAGAGUAGAUGCAGGGAAACUCCAUGAAACAAUUGAAUCUCAAUUCAAUUUGGUGGACACUUCUAGACACUGGUCUCAAAAAGGCACGUUCAGUUAUGUGGACCUCCAGACCCUACCACUACUUGGACAGCAGCGAGUCGGGCUGAAGACUCUCGGUUACAAAUUCGACGAUACCACUCAUUUCGUCCCGUACAAUCUCAGCUUCAUGGCCGGGAGACAACCACCUUUCAACUACACUGAUUUUCGACUUGAAGAAAACCCGUGUCCAGAUCACCUGGUUUCACUUACUACGGCUCAGCAACUCAACGACACAGAGGAGUUCUGCUAUGAGCGUCGCCCGCAUAACACUUCGUUCCCUUCGAAUUACUGGCUCACCCUGAAAGCAUACAACCUACUUACUUCCGCUAAUCUGUACCAAGCAUAUACUUGGCCUUUGAUGGAGAUGUUCAACGGAUAUACCAAAAACGAGUCAAAAGUCGAUGAUGAUAUUCCGUACGCCACAUUUCGUAGCGCUGCAACCUCGCUCGUAAACGCGCAGGCUUUUAUGGAUAACAUCGCAGACGCCAUGAACACCUACUCUCGCAUCCAUGGCGACACGAAUCUUAGCGCCCCGGCACCUGGCAAAGUACUCAAAGAAACAACAUGCCUUCGUGUAGCAUGGCCAUGGCUUAUUUACUCCACUGUGAUCGUGCUUCUCCUCGCCGGCUUUCUCGCAUUAACAAUAUGGCAUAGCCACGAAACACAAAGAGUCUUGCAGAAAUCUUGUGGUCGGGAGGGUAACAGCGCCUUUGACUUCAAGUCUUCAGCGCUCGAACUAAUGUUUCAUGGUUUGGAUAAAGAUACUCUCGAGCAGCACUCGUGCGGUGUAGAUGGUAACAAGACAAGAGUGCUAUCGAAGAAGGCUGACACCAUGGUGGUCAGGCUUGUGCCGACUACAGAUGGACUCAAAUUGUCGUCGAAGAUGAAUUAG